Messenger RNA from Linum trigynum, 1888 nucleotides. NCBI's taxonomy places the organism in Eukaryota, Viridiplantae, Streptophyta, Magnoliopsida, Malpighiales, Linaceae. The record is from the annotation of a GenBank genome assembly.
ACGUAAAUUCGAGUCAACCAAGAGAUCUCGAUUUGACUAGACGAACAUUGAUAAACUUGCACUCGGAGUCUAACAGCAAACCCCGACAUAUCUACAUUGAUGAUAACUAUAACAAAAAAAAUUGAUAAUAUUAAUUAUUAUAUAAUUAUAAAACAAUUAAAAAUUUAUUAGAAAUAUAUUUCUCCCCUCUCCCUCUCCCUUUCGCCCUUCCUUUCUUCUCUUGCACCCCAAUUCAGAGUAAGCCAAAACAGUAAAUUUGCACUCCCAUUUUACACCCCUAUUGUUACAAAUUAAUCAAACAAGUGCAAAUACGUUGGAAACUAUGUUUACUCCUCUCAUUUGCAUCACUCCCCAUUGCACCUCUUUCCCAAACAGAGUGGUAGUGUUUUAUGAAACGGAAAUAGUAUCAUCAAAAGACUGAAACGGGCUCCACCCAUCAUCCUAUUUCAACUGGACCACAUAUUUGCAUGGUUGGGCACAGACUGGGCCUUGGGCUAAACUAUCAAACCGAAAUUUUUAAUCCACCAAAAUCGGCCCAACCCGCCAGCCGACGUCCAUCCACCCAACACUCGCCACUCCCUAUUAGCUUUGCCAGUUGUCGCAUCCUGAUAGGAGCGAGCCUACCAAGCCGGCGGAGGACGCAAAAUGCAGGCUCCGGCGUCGUUUUCUCUCACCCGUCGUGAUUGGCACGUCGCACGUGGCACUUCUGUCAAAGUCAAACCACGCACACACACAGCGAGACGAAGGGAGAAAGAAAGAACUACUCGUUUCUUUUCUUCUUCUCCAGUCCAGUCCACCAACUUCCAGUUCCCCUCUCAUAAUUCAUCUCCUGUCCUCAAGUCGUCGGAUCCAGAAAUUCGCCGCCGCUUGUGGCGGAUUCUCCAUUACCCAGAUUCCGAGAUUCCGAAUUAGGGUAGCCGAAGAUCUGCUAAAUGGGGAAGGGCGGCGGCUGUGUUCCCAGCAAGAAAAAACAACCUCCCGUCGCCGACAAUCCUCCUCAGCCGGCCCCCUCCACCGCCGCUGCCACCGCAACCACCCCUGCAUCGGCCCAUUCGACGAACACCACCGACGAGAACCACGCCGGUACCAACAGCCAUGUGGUGGCCGCCGCAGACGCCGCAAUUGAACCGCCUCCCGCCGCGAAAUUGAAGAUACUCAUCGUGUUCUACUCGAUGUACGGCCACGUGGAGUUUCUGGCUCGGAGGAUGAAGACAGGCGUGGACGGAGUCGAGGGGGUCGAGGCGAUGCUGUAUCGGGUCCCGGAGACGCUGGCGAGCGAGGUUUUGGAGCAGAUGAAGGCGCCGCCGAAGGACCCUUCGAUCCCGGAGAUUACAGCGGCGGAAUUGGUUGGUGCGGAUGGGAUUCUGUUUGGGUUCCCCACGAGGUAUGGGUCAAUGGCUGCACAGAUGAAGUCGUUUUUUGAUUCCACCGGCCAAUUGUGGAAUGAGCAGAAGCUCGCCGGGAAGCCAGCUGGGUUCUUUGUUAGCACCGGAACGCAAGGCGGCGGUCAAGAAACCACCGCAUGGACAGCAAUCACCCAGUUGGCUCACCAUGGCAUGUUGUUUGUUCCCGUGGGCUACACCUUUGGUGCUGGCAUGUUCAAGAUGGACUCUAUCCGAGGGGGCUCGCCAUAUGGUGCUGGAGUUUUUGCUGGUGAUGGUUCUAGACAACCGAGUGAAACCGAGCUGGCACUUGCAGAACACCAGGGCAAGUAUAUGGCCACAAUAGUGAAGAGGCUCGCUCAUGCUUGAACUAAGAAAGUGUUUGUUAUCUCUCGUUUAUGGCAAGGAAGAACAUGGUGAGCCGCUUGUCAGUUUGUAAUCGUCUGUUUGUUGGUGUUUUAUUGGAUUUGUGAAUUUGCAGAAUUGAAUAUACUUCACCCUACAAA